This is a messenger RNA of Aplysia californica (California sea hare), 1679 nucleotides long. RefSeq names its product pannexin 9. The record is from RefSeq and is a predicted model, not a curated record. NCBI's taxonomy places the organism in Eukaryota, Metazoa, Mollusca, Gastropoda, Aplysiida, Aplysiidae. Gene Ontology annotation, cellular component: plasma membrane; gap junction. Gene Ontology annotation, molecular function: gap junction channel activity.
ACAGGCUGCUGACCCUGACAGCCUACCACUAGAUUAGAACUGUCCGCUCGGUUUGUUGUCUAGGCAGUGGCAGUGGGGGGCGCAGGCCUAGCAUCGCCAUCGCUAGAAAUCAAGAAGAGGUGAUCUAGGUUUUAACUGCUGAGCCAUGGGCUUCUUUCGCCGCUCGCUGUCAGAAGAUUCUGUGGACCGCUACAACCAUAUCUGGUCAGUCUUGCUUCUCUUAGCUUUGGCCUUAACCACUUGGCUUCUGCCUCUCAGUCCUGCCAUCGGCUCUCUAGCUUUACCUGAUCCAGUCUCAACUCGCCCCUCUGCGGACACCAGUGAACCCAAACUCCCAACAUACAGAGCAACAUGUUGGACCCCAAUAGAGUUUACUAAUGCAUAUGUUAAAUUUGCGAAUGAAAAGUGUGCUGCGGCUUUGAAUACUGUAGUAAAGAGUGGGAAUGCUAGUAGGUCACUGUACUUGAACAUGGAUAACCUUCCUCCUACAUUUGACCGUUUUGAUGAUCACUAUGUUAAGCCUGAAGAUAUAAUAACAGGAAGGAACGAGAUGAGUGACCAGACAACCCAGCGUCCAACACGCCAAACAGGGCAGAGUUCUGAGGCUAGAGCUGACUCUUAUUUUUUUGUGGCGGUUACAGUUCCUUUAUUGCUAUUUGUGUUUGCGAUAUGUCUGAGGCUUCCACAUCUCUUGUGGUGCUUGAUGUCCAGUUGUGGAGCCCUCAACGUUGAGCAGACUCUUGACUCAGCUCGGCAGGGGUUGAUGCUGGAUGCAAGCAGUCGCCGGCAAUUUCACUCUGAUCUCGCCCGUGCUGCAAAAGUAGCCGCAGGGGCGUCUCGUGGUGUUGGUCUAGCCUAUUUGAUCUUCAAGUUUUUGAUGUGCUUGGUAGUGGUGUGUGAGCUUACUGCUCUCGGAGUUGUACUGCUGCCGGAACUAAAUGAUCUGAAAGACAGAAACGUCAGGAAUGUCUCUGAGCCUGAUGUCUCCUAUUCCGAUGUUUUGGCUUCCCCCGCACAUUACCAGUAUGAAAAUGACAUAAUGUUCCUCUGCGAUUUUAAAAUUCGCCAGUUACAAUCAGUCCAGAUUUGGACUGUCCAAUGUAUGUUCAGCUAUGACCCUAGCUCUGCAGCACUGCUGUCGAGUCUUGACGAUGGACGUAAUGUGCGACCUAUUGGAGAUUUGUUGCAGGGAUACCACGCUCUCCUCACAGCGGUGUUGGCCUACCUGAUCAUCUUGUUUGUGGUUGACUUCCUUAGUCUGGUAACCUGGCUGUCCCGCCUCGUUUUUGGCACCUGCCGAGACAGUCUGACCGACGGAGGGUCCACUCUGUCUCUGGACCUGUCCUUCCUGCUUCUGAUGAGUAAAGAACACAACGAUCCCUUGGUCACUAGUGCUCUGGGUCAGCAUCUGAUGGUUGGCUCAUCACGAGAAACUGAGAUGGAAAAGCUAAAAGAUUAACUUCAUUGGCCAGGCAGUUGUGCAGUUUUGCACUGAUACUCCUGUUAAAGGGUGUACGUUAACGAGACUGGCCACAAUAUUUUUAAUACUCUUUGUUUUCCUUUCCACAUUUGUCCAAACCUUUUUAAAUGAUUUAUUGUACUCUGUUUCAUCCGUUUUUAGUUUGUUUUGGUUGUUGGUGUUGUUGAAGUUAGAACCUUUUUGAAAAAAAAAAAUAAAA